AUGAAAGGGCAAGCAACCCCAAUAGACAAUCCCGAAGCACUCCUGAACGGCUACCACCUGACUUCCCAAACCUUCAGAACUACACAGACGCUGACUGCACAUACCUGCACAUCCGGCAAAAUCGAGUCAACUUCCAUAGGGACGAUAAAUCUCUUCGACCAGAAACGCCCUCUACAACACCCCUCCCUGAUCACCAACAAACGCACGGCCAUGUCUUCCAGCACCCGACCGGAAGAUAGUGUCAUUGAUUCACACAGCGCAUCUCUUGAGAAAGAGCAUAAAGCAAGAGUUUCUAAGCUGGCAAAGAGAAAGAGAAACGUGGAAGAUACAGAGGGCGGAGGAGCUCAUGAAGCGGGUUUACUCGGUGCUAAGAGACACUGCGCGGAAAUUUACAAGAUGAAUCGAAGCGCUCAGUCUGACCAACAAGGGGCAAGCAAUCAGCAAAUGAGCGACACCAAAGGGCAAGGAAUCGAUGAGAUGAACAUCGACAGCAAUAACAAAGAGGCGAGCUGGAUUCCAAGCUCAACGAAGAAGAUGGGGAUCAAGCCUGGCAACGAGGUCAAGAACGAUAUGGAUUGGGCCGAGUAA
This is a messenger RNA of Letharia columbiana, 588 nucleotides long. RefSeq lists its product as uncharacterized. The record is from RefSeq and is a predicted model, not a curated record. Lineage: Eukaryota; Fungi; Ascomycota; Lecanoromycetes; Lecanorales; Parmeliaceae. The transcript has 2 exons. The coding region runs from base 1 to 588 and encodes 195 amino acids.